AUGUACGCAGCUAUAUGCAAGACUCGAAAAGCGAAUGUUGGAUUUACCGAUGAAGAUGGAAAUCCAACGUAUGAGUCUAUAGAUCCCGAAAAUGACUCGUUAAUCGACCCUCUCUAUUCAAAGUUAGGUGAAGUGUCCUGUAGUCGUCCAGAGAGGAAAUAUGACUAUCCGGUUUUCUCUGGAAGGAAAACUGCAGUAGCUCCACUGGCUGAUGAUGGCUUUGUUUACCAGAAUGCAUCACAAAUUUACACCAUUUGCGGAAGCGAAGAUCCUUACAGUUCAAUAACUUCUGAACCUCCACGUCCCAGUGCUUUUGUGGAUCGGGAAGGAUGUAGCACCAGUAGUCACAAUGCAGGGUAUGCUAAAAUAAGACAGGAAGAUUUAAAUGCUGCUUGGCGGAGGGAGCGCCUGGAACAGACCGAAAUGGAGGUAGACCAGCUUUACUCAAAGAUCCGUCGUUCUUCUUUGCUGAAUGGUGACGAUAGCGCUUCUACUGCGGGACCGUCUCAUGUGACUGUAGAAGACAAGAUGGGAGAAAUUAUUGUUCCUGUGAUCUCACCUCACUCUAUAAAGAACGUCGAUGCAGAAUCUCUGUCAAGUCGUGAACCAUCCUAUAGAUACAUCACUGUACGUGAGAACGCAGACGUGGUUCGCGAGAGGUUGCGGCUCCAAGGACAACUUGCGCCACCAGCUAGAGAGCACUAUUAUUCUGUUAUUGGAAACGAAUAUGAGACUGUUGGUGAUGCACCAAGCACUAGUUCGUAUAGUGCGGUUGUCAUGCCAGGAGCGCAUGAUAUGCUAAACGUCACUACCACAUUCUCUGAAUUUGCACCGCCACCGCCAACGUCACCAAUUCCUGACAGAAUAUCUUGUGAAAUAGAAUCUCCUAGUAAUGUGCAGCAACCAUCUCAAGCAAACACAUUGGUAUCGGAUCCUGACCUGAACGUCACUUCAUCAUCUGUUCCACUCGAUCACAAAGGUCCUAGUCUGAUCCAAUCCACGGCAUUUCAAGAAAAAGCGAAAGCAAGGGAAGGGGGUCGACCCCACUCUCAGGGCGUGAACCAACCGCGAAGUGCAGAAUCCGGUUCAGCAGGACAAUUAGUACGCUUUGCAUGGUCACAUUGA
Strongylus vulgaris is the source of this 1125-nucleotide messenger RNA. NCBI's taxonomy places the organism in Eukaryota, Metazoa, Nematoda, Chromadorea, Rhabditida, Strongylidae. The record is from the annotation of a GenBank genome assembly.